AUGGGUAACUUUAUUGGGCAUGUGUAUCCUGGGCUAUUCCUUUUCUUGUAUGGACUGCAUCAGGCCAUCGUGGUCUCUAGAGCUGUGAUAUUCAAUGAGUCUCUCCUGUAUCCUUCAUCCCCUCCCCAGAAUAAGGGGAAAUGGGCUCUGCUGUGGAAAAUAUCCUAUGGAGGACUGAUGAAGACAGUGACUGGCUCCAUCUUGAUCAUUUAUGAGAUCCAAUGCAUUAAAGGGGGGUUGAUACUGAUGAACAGGGAACUACCCCCAAGGUUUAUGCAUCCCAAAGAGUGGCAGCACCUCACCAUGUUCAUCCUCCUGACUCUCAGCGGCUGCGUCGACAUCGUGAGCAAGAACUUGCUAAGCCAGAGGUGCGUGUUCCUGGAGCUCGCUGUCGGAAUCCUGACCUUCUACGUGCUCUUGCUGCUGCUGGUGUCACACACUCAGGGCACGACAGGGGUGGAGCUGCACGUUCACUCUCUGCUCAUCUUGGUGGUGUCCCUGAUGAUGCUGGUGUUGACGGCACAGCUGUGGGCUCCUGACAGGUUUCACUUCUGGCUGAUCGAGACCUUUCUGUUUCUGAUGAUGGGCUCCUGGUUGAUGCAGGCUGGCUUUAUUCUGUUCAAGCCAAUAUCAAGCUACCCAUGGCAGGACGAUGACAUCAGUGACAUCAUGUUUGUCACCACCUUCUUCUGCUGGCAUGUGAUGGUUAAUGCCUUGUGCUUUUUAGUGAUUUAUGGCUUUUCCUCCUUUUGGUAUCAUUGGUACCGUCCAAGCUCAAAGCUGAUGAAGUUCAAAGAAAGCCCCUAUCAGGCCAGCCCGCCAGGACCACUCUACAAGUUGCUUCAAGAAGUAGAGCCAUCAGAGAAAGAUGACCAAGCUGCUCUAAGCUCACCCUGA
Elephantulus edwardii (Cape elephant shrew) is the source of this 897-nucleotide messenger RNA. It is a transcript of the gene TEDDM1, whose product is annotated as transmembrane epididymal protein 1. The coding region runs from base 1 to 897 and encodes 298 amino acids. The transcript has a single exon. Lineage: Eukaryota; Metazoa; Chordata; Mammalia; Macroscelidea; Macroscelididae. The record is from RefSeq and is a predicted model, not a curated record.